This is a messenger RNA of Dissoconium aciculare CBS 342.82, 1499 nucleotides long. RefSeq lists its product as uncharacterized. NCBI's taxonomy places the organism in Eukaryota, Fungi, Ascomycota, Dothideomycetes, Mycosphaerellales, Dissoconiaceae. Gene Ontology annotation, molecular function: mRNA binding. Bases 188 to 1123 code for a protein of 311 amino acids. Gene Ontology annotation, cellular component: mRNA cleavage and polyadenylation specificity factor complex. The transcript is spliced from 2 exons. The record is from RefSeq and is a predicted model, not a curated record. Gene Ontology annotation, biological process: mRNA 3'-end processing.
AUCUGGACGGACUGCAUAUCAGACACAAUUGCAUUGCCAUUCCAACAGCGCUCUGAAUUCUGGACAACCGAGGAUUAUAUGCUCCAAGAAGUAAUAUACAACACCAAACAGACGAGCGUCUGCGCUUUCACGACUCGAGGCUUCAACGAAAGGCACGCAAGACGGCGAUCCGUCGCGGGACUUGAACAUGGCGAACAGGGAAAAGGGCGGUCGCGUGGUCUUCGUUGGCAACAUUCCAUAUGGUGUCAGCGAAGAACAAAUAUGCGAUAUCUUCGGGCGAUGCGGAACAGUGGCCGGCUUCAGAUUGGUCUAUGACAAAGAGAGUGGACAGCCAAAGGGCUACGGAUUUCUAGAGUUCACUGAUGCAGAUGCCGCCUCUUCGGCCGUACGAAAUCUCAACAACAUGGAAUUGAAUGGGCGACAACUUCGGGUCGACUAUAGCAAUGAUAACCGCAGCGGAAUGGGUCAAAAUGCACCUCCGCCCUCAAAUUCAAACAAUCAAUCGAAUGGAAGACCUGACCCUGCAGCUCUACCACCUCUUCCUCAAGGAACUGAUCUACCUCACGGUGUGACUAUCUUCGACGGCAUCAGUCAAACGCUCGCCGCGAUACCUACAGCCACAUUACUCGACUUCAUCUCUCAGCUAAAGGGCCUCUGCCAGAGCAAUCCAGCACAAGCAACCGCCCUGCUUCAGCAAGCUCCGCAACUUAGCUACGCAGUCUUCCAGGCGAUGUGUCUUCUAGGCCUCGUCGACCCGAACAUCGUCGCCCAAUUGAUUCAGUCACAAGGACUCGCACCUCCGCCGCCACAACAAGCAGCGCCAGCGCCGCCACCUCCAGUCGCCGCACAAUAUCCCCCCCAGCCUCCACCUCAACAAUACGGCCAGUACCCUCCUCCUCAAGCGUAUGGCAAUGCCUAUGCUCCUACUCCUCCGACACAACACAAUGCCUACCAACCACCCGCACCACAAGCACCUCCGCCGCAACAAGCGCAGGCACCGCCCGGUCAGGAGGACCUCAUUCGCCAGGUAUUGGCUCUCACAGCGGAGCAGAUAUAUGCCAUGGAGCCUUCGGCACGGGAUCAAAUUCUCGCGUUACGCGCUCAAUUUGGAGCGCCGUUGUAGACGGUAUUUGGCGGCAGAAAUCUACGGUCAUCGAUUUGCGAAAUUAUGCGUGGGAUAGUAAGGCGUCAGGCGUGUCUAAUAGCGAUGGGUUGCAGCGUGUCUGCAUUACCGCAAAUGGCAUGGGUGUCGGUGAUUAGGGGAAGUUUGUAUCAUUACCGUCAGGUGUAAUUCGUGUACUUCUAUUUACGAAAGUACUGUAUAGUGAGCAUGCCACCUCCCUGAAAUAGUUUACAUCACAACUUCUCGUCCUCGAUGUGGUGUACUGUAGCGGUGGCAAACGUCGGGAUGGCUUGCAUGUUCAUGCUAGCUGAGGAGACAAAUGGUUGCAACUUCCAAGGUUUACUUGCACAGCUGCCAAGAUGUGGGAAGCAACGAG